AUGGACAACAAUAAGAUUCAGGAAGCCAUACGACUCUUGGCCGAUGGCGAUAAAGCGAUUCAGAAAGGGUUCUUCAAGAAGCCUGAAUGGGAUGUCGCUGGAUCAAAUUAUGAAAGAGCUGCUAAUUGUUUCAAGGGAGCAUGUGCUUAUGAACAAGCGAUCCAAGCGUACUUGAAAGCUUCGGAUGCGAUGUUCAAGUCAGACUCAGUAUUCAUGGCUGCCAAAGAUAUGGAAUCAGCAGCAAAUUUGGCCGCAAUACAAUUGAAACAACCGGAACGAGCAGCAGACUUAUACCGAAAAGCUAGCGAUCUUUAUCAAGCACAUAUGACCCCAGAUCGAGCAGCAGAAAUGCUAGAAAAAGGGGGAAGAGUUCUGGAACCGAUUAAUGUUGAUGAAGCCAUUAAAAUAUAUUCUGACGCAUGCGCUUUGUAUGAAACGGAAGAUCGAGGACAAUUUGCCAUCGACACUUUUAAAAAGACAAUAGCCGUCAUGGUCAGGAAUAAGAGUCAAGCUGAUAGUAUGUUGCAGCGACUAAGUAGUGUAGUAAUGGGAAUGAAAUACCCGUCGCAUUUAUUUCGAACGUAUUUGAGUAUUGUUAUCGUCUUGCUGGCAAUGAAUGAUGAUGUGGAAGCAAAGAAACGGUUGCAGAGAUUUUCAAACUAUGAUUUUGUUCAAUCCGAAGAAGCAGCUAUUGCGCAUUCACUCAUUACAGCAUUCGAACAAGGUGAUCAGGAUUUACUAGAGGAGACGGUGAAAAGACGUACCGUAAGCUAUCUAGAUAAUGAAAUUGCAAAGCUUGCAAGAAAUUUGGUGGUGCCUGGUGGAGUAAAAAAAUCGAAUCCAUUGCCCACAGCAAAACCAGUUCAGCCACCAACACAGAAAUAUGAUAAACCGGGUAAUGGUUAUCCGAAUGAGCAAAGCAAGGACUAUUUGCCGUCAUAUUAUACGUCUGACAUGGAAGGAUCGCCGUUAUUCAGCUCUGGCGAUCGAUCCCCUAACGGGCAGGUUUUUCCCGCUGAGAAGGCAGGAAGUGGAAGUAAUUACAUAGAAGAUAAUGAUGGAGGGUUAUGCUAA
Paraglomus occultum is the source of this 1074-nucleotide messenger RNA. Lineage: Eukaryota; Fungi; Glomeromycota; Glomeromycetes; Paraglomerales; Paraglomeraceae. The record is from the annotation of a GenBank genome assembly.